AUGCACCAACCGCCGCCUGCCGAUCAGUCGACCUUUGAGUCGCGGGCGAAGUACAACCUCCAGGCCACGGAGGACGCCGAGGAGGAGGAGGAAGAGAGACGGCAACAGCAGCAACAACAGCAGCACCAGCAAAACGAGUGGGAGGAUGAUGAGGCGGAUGAGCCAAAGAAGAACGCCCCCCCGCCGAUCCCGAGGCGGCCCAACUACCGGCCCAAGCCGCUGCGAUGGCCCUUCAUCGUCUGCAUGGUCGUCUUACUCUCGGUGCUGAUGGGCCUCGUCGUGUACGCUCGCGAGACGAUGCCCAACUCGGACAGCACGGCAACCAUCGAGCCCCGGCGCGUGCUGCAGGCGCGUCAGGAAGCGACAUCCACGGAGCAGCAGCAACAGGGUUCAACGGUGCCGACGGCCGCUCCGUCGAGCGUUGUCGUGAUCCCCGCGACAUCUGAGGAGAAACAGCCUUCGACCCCGGCGUCGGCUGCAGUGCCAUCGCCGCCUUCUGUCUCCUCGCCAAACACACCGACAGCAGCAAGCGUCCCGGCAGAGAGUGGCGGUGCGCCGACAACUAACCCCGUCAUAGCGACACAAGUAGAGGACACUUCGGCCAAGGGCACUUCGAAUGCAGUUUCUGAUGUUCGUUCUUCACAAGCAACGAGUCAGGGGCAGGAAGUUCUAUCGCCAUUUAGCGGUCCCACGGCGUCUGCAAGCAAGACGCAAAGCAACUCGGCGGCAACUCGCUCAGACACAAGUGGUUCAGCGUCAAUCGACGCGGCAUCAAGCCGGACUCAGGAAACAACCGGCAAGACAUCUCCAACAGACAUUACUAGUAGCUCCCAGUCAUCGGUCCAGGGUCUUACAACUCCAAACUCGGUUACCGUGGCCUCCAAAGAGACUGGAACUUCGAAGGACGUCUCAAAUACUAGAGUCUCCUCUCUCCAAGCAUCGAUAACUUCAAAACCGGAUGGUGGGACGAGUCAGACGAAGGACAUUUCUGUAUCCGGACCGUUGACAACCGGAGGGAGCAGUGGUUCGGCAUCUUCCUCGGACCUAGCAGGCCAGCGCAAAGCACCUGGAAUCUCCUCAUCAACAGCCUCUGUUUCGAUAACCUCACUCUUCUCGUCAUCCCCAUCCGUCAACACGAUACUGAAGCCCACCGGCAGCAACGAGGUCAUCUCCAUCGCCACGUCCCUCUUCACAACGACUCUCACGAGGAGCGCCUCCACGUUCACAUACACCACCGGCUACACGAGCUACGUCUCCUCCUCCUUCACGACCGUCAUCCCCACCACCUUUCCCGGCAGCACCGCCACGAGCACCUUCACCACCGUCAUCACGACGGCCGUCACCAAGACGACGACGAGGAUGCAGCCGGGCGGCAGCAUCAUGACCACCCUGACCAUGCCGGUGACCUCGACCCGGACCGUCGUCACCAGCGACGGCAGCAGCACCUACUCCCUGACGACCGUCGAGACCGGCACCCGCGUCGAAACCUCAGCCGUAGCGGUCUCUCCCAGGCCCACCGUCGAUGUCACGACCGAGGUUGUCGAGGUCACCAGGACCGACACGACGCGCGUCAGCUUCGCGCCCGCCACGGGCUUCAUCACCUCGACCGGCGUCGCCGUCGUGCCGACCACCGUCGCCAGCGUGGUCACAUCCACGGGCGCAGCCGUCGUAUACGUGUCCGUCGGAACGACCGAGAUCACGCGAAUCAUCACCAUCCCGGGAGGGUCCAGGGGCCAGCAGCACAACGACCCGACUCCCGUCACCCAGGUCUUCACCAGCGUCAUCGACCAAAAGGUCGUCACGGUGGUCGAGACCGGCGCCCCCCAGAGGGUCGUCGUCACUGACGGGGGCGUCAUCACCGCCGUCUUCACGCCUCCGCCCGAGACCAUCGUGACGAGGAACGGCGGGCAGCAGACGGAGAUGGUCAUCAUGGUGACGCCCUCCCCGAACGCGGCCUUCGUUGCCGUGCCGACCGUCAUCUCCGGCAAGUCGACCGUCGUGAUGGUCGAGUCGACCUUUGGCGCCGGGGGCGUCUUCAAGGAGGUGGCCACGACCAUCGGGGGCAAGGCCACCGUCGUAAACGUCCCCGUGAACACCCCUGAGCCGGUCCUGGUUGCGGUGCAGACCACCAUCGACGGGAAGCCGACGGUCUUGCUGGUCGCGUCGACGCCCUCGGCGGGAUUCAAGCCGGUGUCUCUCACGGUCGUCUCCCAGGUCGGCGGCAGCACCGGCGUCUUCACGACGACUGACCCGCCCGAGACCAUCCGGACCGUCAUUGACGGAAAGGAGACGACGAUAGUACGGACGCCGGCCCCCAGAGAGUUCACCUCCGUCGUCGGAGGCACCCCGACGACGUUCGAGAUUGUCACCACCCCGACAGGCACGAUGCCCCUAUCCUUCACCGUCAUCACGACCGUCGGCGGCAGCGUGAGCACCAUCGUGUCGACGCCGAGGCCGACGACGCUGGUGACUUCGAUCUCGGGCAAGCUGAGCACCAUCACCUCGACGCCCACGCCCACGACGCGUCUCUCGACCAUGAAAGCCUCCACCGUCACCCUCACCUCCGUCUCGAGGCCGACGUCGACGGAACCCGCGGACAACGUCAUCACCGAGAUCGAGACCUUCAGCUUCACCAACGGCGACUACUUCGUCGGCAAGUUCCUCCCCGUCAUCCUCGCCGUCACCAUCACCAUCCCGCUCCGCAUCAUCGACCUCAACGCCAAGCUCUACCAGCCCUUCUUCGCCAUGGCACAGGAAGGGGGCGCCCUCGGCAAGAACAGCGUGACCCUCAAGUUCGACGGCUGGAAGGGUCUCCUCGCGCCCUUCCAGGUCCUCCUGCAGGGCCACCCGGUCCCCUUCAUCACGACCCUGAUGCUCUGGUCCUCCGCCCUGCUGGUCCCCCUGGCCACCGAGGCCAUCGGCAUGAAGCUCCACGGCCGGUGCAAAGUCACGGCCAUCGACGGCUGCGCCAUCGAGCUCGGCGUCUCGACCGUGUCCGCCCACGCCCUCGUCGCCCUGCUCGCCUUCAUCAUCGUCCUGCUCCUCGUGCUCCUCUACUUUCUCCGCAACUGGGAGACGGGCCUGCACGCGAACCCCUGGAGCAUCGCCGGCAUGUCGUCGCUCGCCAGGAACCCGGACGUCCGGCCGCUGCAGAUCGACUUCAAGGCGAGCGAAAAGGCCAUGGCCGAGAAGAGCUAUAUGCUCGGCUUCUUCGAGAACAGCCAUGGGAGAGACGAGUACGGCAUCAUCUACUCUGACGACUCGUCGCAGGACCUGCAGGCCGCCGCCUCUGGCGCACUUCCUGCUGUGGACGACGACGACGAAGUCGCAGACAGGGCGCACCAGCUUCAUACCUCGAAGAAGCCGCGCAAGACUGCCCCUUUUAUCGCGCUCACGUACUGGUGGCGCCUGGGCUUCAUCUUCUUUCUCACUUCUCUUUUCAUCUUGGUCCUGUACUACCAUGUUACACUGCGCGUCCGGACGUCCUUCAAGGACGUCACGGACAGCCAAACCUGGGGCGUCCGGUUCUUCCUUUCGGCGUUGGGGGUCACUACGAUCUUCUGCUGGGAGUCCAUCUUCGUCAGUGUCGCCAUCAUCAGCCCCUACUAUCACAUGGGCCGCCGCUCCCAGCAGCCCGAGUCCUCCAUCCUCAUCACCCGCCCGACCAACAGCUUUUACGGCCUCUACGCCGCCAUCAUGGAGGGCAACAUCGUCCUCCUGCUCGCUGCCUUCAUGGCCAUCCUCGCCGAGUUCCUCCCCAUCCUCCUCACCAACAUCCCCUACAACCUGACCCAAACGCUCGUAACCCACAACAUCUGCGCCCUCACGAGCGUCUCGAUCCUCGCGCUCAUGAUCGCCGCCCUUGUCGCGAGCCUGUUCGUCCGUUGGCCCGAGAUGCCCGUCGACCCGCGCAGCAUCGCGGGCGCCAUGUACUACGUCAACGAGAGCAGGAUGCUGGAGGACUUUGAGGGGUUUUCGAAGUUGGAUUCCAAGGAGAGGGAGAAGAGAGUCAGGGAACUAGGGAGGAGGUACUUUUACGGCGCCAUCACGGGCAAGCAUGGGAGGCGGAUGGGCGUCGAGUCGGUUGAGAGCGUCGAGGACACGGCGUAUACGGGGGGGCAUUGGUUUCUGCCACAGGUUCCGACGGACCACCACGAUGAGGAGGUAUCGGAAUCGGAGCAUGGGGAUAAUCCAGAUGGAGACCCUGAACCAGAGCGUCAUGAAGCUGGUCAUCAGGAAAUGCCCAGGGCGCUGAAAAGAGAGGUCGGCCUGAUAUGA
Messenger RNA from Colletotrichum destructivum, 4278 nucleotides. RefSeq lists its product as uncharacterized. The transcript has 2 exons. Lineage: Eukaryota; Fungi; Ascomycota; Sordariomycetes; Glomerellales; Glomerellaceae. The coding region runs from base 1 to 4278 and encodes 1425 amino acids. The record is from RefSeq and is a predicted model, not a curated record.